AUGUCCAGAACCGCAAUCACAAAUGUCCUAGUCUUUGAUGGCGAGACUGUCAGCGGUCCCAGAACGAUUGUUAUCGACGGCGCCCAUAUCAGUGAUGGCACCGGAAGUGAAGGUGCGGAUAUCAUAGUCGAUGGCAGCGGCUGCACUCUACUUCCAGGGUUGAUUGAUUGCCACGUACACAUUGACAAUGUGAAGCAGCUGGCCGUGUGUGCAAACUAUGGUGUUACCACCGUAUGUGACAUGGCAUGUUGGCCGAUGGAAAAAUACCAUAGGCUCCAUUCAGCUGACUGGCCUACUACCUGGCUUGGUGCCGGUCUCCCAGCAUUUGCAGAAAAGUCAACACAUGGAAAGUUAUUGAAAUUCGUGGGUGUGAGUAUGGACAAGGCCAUACAUGACGGGGAGGGCGCUGCAAGAUUUGUUCAGGAGAGGGUAUCCGAAGAUGUUGACUACAUCAAGAUUAUUGCAGAUACCCCAGGAAUCAAACAAGAGCAUAUGGACCGGAUUCAGGAGGAGGCGACCAGAUAUGGCAAGAUGACGGUGGCGCAUGUGGCGCAAUAUGAGGCAUUUGCCAGGGGGCUGUCUGCAGAUUUCAACAUUCUGACACAUACGCCGAUGGACAAAGCAUUGGAUGCAGAUCUUGUAGACAAGAUGAUUACCCAGAACACUGUCGCUGUGCCGACGCUGACCAUGAUGGAAACCUUCUCGAAAAGCUGGGUUAUGUGGCUUAUCCAAGGCAACAUGAACUUCCAGAACGCACUGGACAGCGUGGCCGCUAUGCAUCGAGCUGGAGUGCCAAUUCUUGCCGGAACUGAUACCAACAGCAAUCCAGGAAUGAGCGUUCAGCCUGGAGCAUCGCUUCAUCAUGAACUUGCACUUCUAGUUCGAGCUGGGCUAAGUCCUCUUGAGGCUCUUAGAUCCGCGACAAGCUUAGCGGCACAGCACUUCCAUCUCGAAGAUCGAGGGAGGAUAUCGCCGGGCUUGAAGGCAGACCUUGUUCUAGUUGAAGGCAACCCAGCGGAAGAAAUCACUGCGAUUUGUGAUAUCAAGAAAGUUUGGAGUACCGGGAAAGUGGUCGAACCGGUUGGGGACAGCGGUAACUGCGUGAUAAUGUGA
Truncatella angustata is the source of this 1113-nucleotide messenger RNA. Its product is annotated as hydrolase. Bases 1 to 1113 code for a protein of 370 amino acids. The transcript has a single exon. The record is from RefSeq and is a predicted model, not a curated record. Gene Ontology annotation, molecular function: hydrolase activity, acting on carbon-nitrogen (but not peptide) bonds. Lineage: Eukaryota; Fungi; Ascomycota; Sordariomycetes; Amphisphaeriales; Sporocadaceae.